Molecule: messenger RNA, 2298 nt
Organism: Prosopis cineraria
Lineage: Eukaryota; Viridiplantae; Streptophyta; Magnoliopsida; Fabales; Fabaceae
Product: CBL-interacting protein kinase 32-like
Exons: 15
Coding region: 741-2060 (439 amino acids)
Biological process (GO): signal transduction; protein phosphorylation
Molecular function (GO): protein kinase activity; ATP binding
Source: RefSeq, a predicted model, not a curated record
AUUCUUUCUCUCUAUCUUCAUCUACCUGCCUUGCCAUCUUCCUGUUUCUCUGCAGUUCUCACUGUUCUUUUUCCUUAGAUAUACACAAACUCUCUCUUAUAGUAGUCUGCUUACUUGAAUCUCAAGCCCUUGUGUAAGAUUUGGCGCUGUGGAGCUGGUGUGGUACUAGACUAUUUGAUUCGGCAUUUUUGCUGUUUUUGACAUUUGCAUCCCUUUGCUUCUCUCAAUUUGUUCAUUUCUUGACGGAAAUUUGAGUUUUCCCCCCUCUUUUUCUUGUAUUCUUUUUUAAGUGUGAACUUUUUCGGGAUUUCUCCUCCAUUUCGGAACUUGAGAUCUAAUUGGGUUUCCCUUUCGUGUUCCUGGGUCUGUGGAAUUUGAAAUCUUGGGAGGUUUUUGCUUGGUUCUUGAGUUUCUUUUUCUCCAAUUUGUACAGCUUUUGAAUAUUUUAAAGAUUUUUUAUUCCUUAAUCUUGAACUCUUUUCUCUGUGGUGGUUUCUGGGAAAAUUUUUUUGAAGAGAAGAUCUUCAAUUCAGUUUUGGACAUUGAUUCUAAUAAUCACAAUAAUUUACCUGAAGAACGUUGUGUUGGUCUUCUUUUUUUUUUUUUAAACUCUAAUUCGAGCUGAAAGCCAGUGGUGGUGACAAUCAUUUUGUUGGAGGCUGUUAGACAUAACUUGAGAUUCCUAAUAAGAGAGCAAGAGCAAGAGUUCAACUGAUCGUAAAGUUCAACAAUCGUUGAAGAUGAGUCAGCCUAAAAUCAAGCGCCGAGUCGGUAAAUACGAGGUUGGAAGAACGAUAGGUGAGGGAACAUUUGCAAAAGUGAGAUUUGCAAGGAACUCAGAAACUGGGGAAGCUGUGGCUCUCAAAAUUCUUGACAAAGAAAAGGUUCUCAAGCACAAGAUGGCUGAACAGAUCAGGCGGGAAAUUGCAACAAUGAAGUUGAUCAAGCAUCCAAAUGUUGUUCGAUUAUAUGAGGUCAUGGGAAGCAAGACUAAAAUAUAUAUUGUAUUAGAGUUUGUGACUGGUGGAGAGCUCUUUGACAAAAUUGUAAACCAUGGACGGAUGAAGGAAAGUGAAGCACGUAGAUAUUUCCAGCAGCUUAUAAAUGCUGUUGAUUAUUGCCAUAGCAGGGGUGUCUUCCACCGAGACCUAAAGCCAGAAAAUUUGCUAUUAGAUAUUUCUGGAAAUCUUAAAGUUUCUGAUUUUGGGUUAAGUGCUCUCUCCCAACAAGUCAAGGAUGACGGACUGCUGCAUACUACAUGUGGUACUCCAAAUUAUGUCGCUCCUGAGGUCCUUAAUGAUAGAGGCUAUGAUGGGGCCACUGCAGAUUUGUGGUCAUGUGGGGUGAUUCUCUUUGUAUUGCUUGCAGGUUACCUGCCUUUCGAUGAACCUAAUCUUGUGAACCUGUAUAAAAAAAUCUCAGCUGCUGAAUUUACUUGCCCCCCUUGGCUUUCUUUCAGUGCCAGGAAACUGAUCAGUCGAAUCUUGGAUCCAAACCCUGGAACUCGUAUCACGAUACCUGAGAUACUACAAGAUGAAUGGUUCAAGAAAGAUUACAAACCUCCUGUUUUUGAGGAGAAGGGGGAGGCCAACGUUGAUGAUGUUGAAGCUGUCUUUAAAGAUUCCGAAGAGCACCAUGUGACGGAGAAGAAAGAAGAACAGCCAACACCAAUGAAUGCAUUUGACUUAAUCUCCAUGUCCAAAGGGCUGAACCUUGAAAAUUUGUUUGAUAUAGAGCAGGGAUUUAAAAGGGAAACAAGAUUCACUUCAAAAUGCCCUGCCAAUGAGAUAAUCAACAAGAUUGAAGAAGCUGCAAAACCUCUUGGUUUCGAUGUGCACAAGAAAAAUUACAAGAUGAGGCUUGAAAAUGUAAAGGCUGGAAGGAAAGGAAACCUUAAUGUGGCCACAGAGGUAUUUCAAGUGGCACCUUCUCUUCACAUGGUUGAGGUGAGAAAAGCAAAAGGUGAUACGUUGGAGUUCCAUAAGUUCUACAAAAAUCUAUCCACAACUCUCAAGGAUGUCGUCUGGAAAAGUGAAGAUGAUAUGCAAGAAACGAAGUGAAAUUGUCGAUAUCGUUGUCAAGUGUAGUUUCUUGAUGAUGCUGUCAUUUUUCCCGUUUCCUGGUUUAAUUUUCCCAACAAACUACCUUGUUGGAGGUUUGGUUGGACAUAUCACGCAUGUGCUCAUCAUCAUGUUGCUUUCUGGGUUAUUAUUGUGAGAAAGCAUGCAUAGUUCAUGUAAGUAUUACCAGUCAACAGUUGAAUCAUAUUAAUGAAACAUGAAGUUUUUUUAAGAAGAA